Linnemannia hyalina is the source of this 1122-nucleotide messenger RNA. NCBI's taxonomy places the organism in Eukaryota, Fungi, Mortierellomycota, Mortierellomycetes, Mortierellales, Mortierellaceae. The record is from the annotation of a GenBank genome assembly.
AUGGCUGCACUGGCUGGUCUGAAGGUGAUUGAAAUUGCCGGUCUGGCACCCGCUCCCUUUGCCGGCAAGGUGCUCGCGGACUUUGGCGCAGACGUAGUCCGUGUCGACCGCUCAACCUCCGCCAUGAACUUCGAUGUCCUCGCCCAGAACAAGCGCUCCAUCGCUCUCAACCUCAAAUCGCCUGCCGGUAUCGAGGCUCUGAUCCGUCUUUGCGAGAAGGCCGACGUCGUCAUCGAGCCCUUCCGUCCCGGUGUCAUGGAGAGACUUGGCCUUGGUCCUGACGUGCUCUUGAAGAGGAACCCUAGACUGAUCUAUGCGAGGAUGACUGGUUUCGGUCAGGAGGGCCACUAUGCCAAGAUGGCUGGACACGAUAUCAACUACCUCGCCAUCUCUGGUGUCUUGAGCACACUGGGCAAGCACGACGAAAAGCCCGCGUUCCCAAUCAACCUCCUCGCCGACUUUGCUGGCGGUGGACUCAUGUGUGCUCUCGGCGUGCUCCUGGCCCUCCAAGAACGCACAAAGUCAGGCAAGGGUCAGGUGGUCGAUGCCGCCAUGAUUGAUGGCGUUAAUUAUCUCGGAUCCUUUGUCUACAACAUGAACAAAGUCGGUGCGCUCUUCCAAACCCCCGCCGGUACUGGUCAGUUGGAUGGCGGUUCACACUUUUACGACACCUACAAGACCAAGGACGGACUCUUCAUGGCCGUGGGUGCGAUCGAGGUCGAAUUCUACAAGCUAUUGCUUAAGGGAUUGGAGCUCGACGAGGAGAAGGACAAGUUGCCAGAGCAGAUGGAUUCAAGCAACUGGCCCAAGAUGAAGGCGCUGUUCACAAGGAUCUUUUUGAGCAAAACCCAGGCCGAGUGGGUCAAGAUCUUUGACAAGACCGAUGCAUGUGUUACGCCUGUGUUGGACUACUACUCAAUGCCAACACCUGCUCCCGCACCAAGACUUCUUAGGACCCCAGCAAAGUCGCCUGUCUCCAACGAUGGGACGGACGUGUUCCUCGAAGUCGGCGGCGAGAGCAAGAAGAUCUUAGUUGAGGCUGGAUUCUCUGAGGAGGAGAUUAGAGAUCUUGUUGCAAAGAAGGCUGUGGCAGGAGCAGGUCUGGAAAAGUCGUCGCUGUAG